CUUGAAUUGUACUCUGACCCCUUUUUUUCAUCUCUCACAGCAGAUUUAUCCGAAGUUGAUCUGGAUGGCUCCUAGUGAUCCCAGGCGUCCUGACAAAGUGUACAGGUAUCCGAAAAACGCCCAGGCGGUAGGGGGCUCUGCUGAGUACUUUAAUGCUAUUGGCAUGGUCUGUAGCUUGGUGGGAUUGCUCAUGAAGAUGAAGUGGGCCUCGUGGAUAGGCGUGUGUUGCUCUGUUAUGUACCUGGCCAACAGCAAGACCGCAGAGGACAAGAAAACUAUGAUCAGUCUAUUCAUGUUGGCUAGCUCGUCUCUAGUGAUGGUGUACAUGCAGGCUCCAUCACCGAUGACUUUACCAUUCACGUAGUAGCUAAACGAUUAUCACAUAAUUAUGUACUUUCGUCGUAUUCUUUUGUAUAAGGUUGUACUCUAUCGUUUUCGUGUGUUAAUAUGAAUAAACUAUACGUCUAUUGACAGAACAGAAA
This is a messenger RNA of Halichondria panicea, 482 nucleotides long. RefSeq names its product PAT complex subunit Asterix-like. Gene Ontology annotation, cellular component: endoplasmic reticulum membrane. Bases 65 to 364 code for a protein of 99 amino acids. The record is from RefSeq and is a predicted model, not a curated record. Lineage: Eukaryota; Metazoa; Porifera; Demospongiae; Suberitida; Halichondriidae. Gene Ontology annotation, biological process: protein insertion into ER membrane. Gene Ontology annotation, molecular function: protein folding chaperone. The transcript has 3 exons.